Messenger RNA from Purpureocillium lilacinum, 972 nucleotides. RefSeq lists its product as uncharacterized. Gene Ontology annotation, cellular component: EMC complex. NCBI's taxonomy places the organism in Eukaryota, Fungi, Ascomycota, Sordariomycetes, Hypocreales, Ophiocordycipitaceae. The record is from RefSeq and is a predicted model, not a curated record. Gene Ontology annotation, biological process: protein folding in endoplasmic reticulum. Gene Ontology annotation, molecular function: protein binding.
AUGGCGCCUUCCCUUCUCCAGCCGCAGGGGCGACUGUCCCCUGCGGAGACGCUGGAGUUGGCGCAGCAAGCUCCCGAGAUCCUGCGAAGGAAUCCGAAGGCCUUCUCGACUUCUCCCCUGCAACUGCUCUUCUCCGCGCCCGAGACGGCCGACCUAUGGACUAUCUACGAGAAUCUGCUGCUGUCAUGUCUCCGCGCCGGCGACGACGACGCUGCGCAUCAAGUCUUGGAGAGAUUGUUGCUUCGAUUCGGCGACAAGGACGAACGCAUCAUGGCUUUGAAGGGUUUGAUGAAAGAGGCCGAGGCUACGAACGACGAAGAGCUGCAAAAAAUACUCGACGAGUACGAUUUGUUGUUGGAGGAUAACGACACCAACAUGCCCAUUUACAAGCGGAAAAUCGCGCUGUUGCGCUCCAUGGGAAAGACGCCUCAAGCUAUCACGGCGCUGAACGCCUUCCUCGACUUCAGCCCAACGGACUCGGAGGCGUGGGCGGAGCUGGCAGACCUGUACCUGUCACAGGGGCUCUACCCCCAAGCCAUACACGCCCUGGAGGAGGUCGUUGUGCUCGUUCCGAAUGCCUGGAAUAUUCAUGCCCGACUGGGCGAGGUGUCCCUGAUGGCUGCAAACACAACCACCGAGGGCUCUCCUCAGAAGUACCUCGCAGAGGCCCUGAAACGUUUCUGCCGAAGUGUCGAGCUGUGUGACGACUACCUGCGUGGUUACUAUGGGUUGAAGCUGACUACCGACAAGUUGUUGAGCAGUGCCGCAAAGGAGAAGCGGCGGGAGACGGAGGGCUUCUCUCUGCCGGAACAGGCAACGAUCGAGAAGCUGAACCAGGCAGCAACGGAGAAGCUUGGGAAGAUUGUCCGCCAAUACGGAGCCCAGGAGAAGCUCUGGCAAGGGUACGACGCCGGCGAGGUUGCUGCCGCCCGCGAGCUCCUGGCCAAGUCAGCGCCCGAGCUGAUUCGGUGA